Molecule: messenger RNA, 2653 nt
Organism: Clupea harengus (Atlantic herring)
Lineage: Eukaryota; Metazoa; Chordata; Actinopteri; Clupeiformes; Clupeidae
Biological process (GO): cytokine-mediated signaling pathway
Cellular component (GO): external side of plasma membrane
Molecular function (GO): protein binding; cytokine receptor activity
Source: RefSeq, a predicted model, not a curated record
UGUGUGUCUAGUGUGUGCGCGUGUGUGUGCGCGUGUGGAGCACAAAGCUCUUGUGAGAGUUUGAGUGUGAGGGGCCGGCAUCAAUGGGACCUAACUUGAGCUCUAUGACCAGAGUGGACACCCAGUGUGAAGCAUCAUGUGUGUGUGUCCACUAUGGCAAGCACUGAGCCUCUGGGUAAUCUUCUCCGUCCAUGUUGUUUCAGAGGAGGGUGACUAUAAAAGUCUGCAAAACUUCUCUCAACAAUGUAGCAACGGACAGUUGGACAAGGCUCUUUUACCAUUGCAGGGAAUCAGUUUAUUUCUGACGAAUGACAGCGGAGUAAUGGAACACAAAAACUCAACAUACAUCGUAGAUUAUAGCAUUGAUGAGGACAUACCAGCUCUGUUAGACGUUUUCUCAGGCCGUCUGCCUCCUUUAAAUAUCAGCUGCAUAGUGGACAUGCAGAACCAUCUUAACUUCAGCUGGGAUACAAGCGGUGUUCCGGAACAUGCUCAGUAUUCCGUUUCCUAUCUACUUUGCAGGGACGGUGAAAAGGUACUUGAAAGCCCCAAGGAACGUCUUCCUUCCCCAGUUUUCUCCACUGUGCUUGGCAACCAGACACAUCAAGAUCAUAUCAUUCUGCAACUGAACGUCUCCUACCCAGGCGUCUGGUACAUUCAGACUCAGAAGUGGGAAAUCCUCACAGUCGAAAAACUGGAUCCCCCUCAAUUCAUUAAUACAACGAUUCAGUCGGAUCAGUUGUACCUGAAAUGGGAUCUGCCCAAAAGUAAACACACGAAAAAUCCUUCGUGCUUCAGAUAUGAACUGAGGAUCAAUGAUGAGGUCAGAUAUUUGAGCAAAAAACUGAGCCAUUCCGAGCCGAACAUUGAUCAGACCCGGACAUACAAAAUCCAGAUGAGAGUAAAGAUGCUUUCCUUCCCCUGCCGUGGCUCUAUUUAUUGGAGUGACUGGACUUCUGUUCUAAACCUGGGCCCAUUGAUACUCCAACCAGACUUCCAUAUCGGGGUGAUGGUCACAAUUGCUCUUGGACUUCCCAUGAGCCUCUUGGCUAUAUUACUACUCUGCAAAUUCAGGAUUUUUUAUAAACUGUUCCCACCUAUCCCAGGCCCAUCCAUCAAGAUUAAAGGUCUACUAGAGAAAGACAUAACAUCUCAUAACUACCAGAUCAUCUCACACAAAUGUGUAGAAGAGGUCACUGAGGUGGAAGUAAAAGAGGAUGAGGAAGAAGAAGAGGAUGAAGAUGAAUAUGAAAAUGAGGAGGAGCGCUUGUGAAAAGGCACUUGUGAGAGGAUGGAGGGGUUUCCUCCAGUGAAGGACAAGAACACAGAUUGAAGAGGGACGAACCGCCGGGGACAACGAGCCAAGUCUUUUUUUCGAAACAUUUACAUGUGUGUUAUUUUAUUCUUUCUCUUCCAUUUUGAGGACCUUACUGAGGACCGCAAAACAGGCAGUUUUUGUGCUGCCCUUGACAACUUUCUGCAAUCACGUGUAUUUGUCGUGGAGUUGAAAUGGAAAUGCUCUGCAGUACCGAUGACAUUUCAACAUGCAAUUCUUUGUGCACUGUUGGUAUAGAUAACAUGAGAUAUGUUCAAACUAAAACUGAAGAUUUACAGAUGGUGAUUAUGAAACAACAUCUGGUGGCAAUCUACAAUGACAAUGACCAUUAUGAUUAAUUGGAACUCAGUUUAAUUGGUAGAUGUGUCCUUUUGGAUCUAAAUGGUUCUUGAUAUGACUACCCCUCAGUUUCAUGUUGCCAAGUCCUUAAGCAAAAUCCUGUUCGCUCACCAUAUUUAGUGGACAGGAUGUAGCAGUGGAUCUGAGCCAUGGGUUGAGUUUGUCCUUAAUUAUGAAUGCUACCGAAAUAAAUAUGACCUCGGUUGAAUUUCAAAGUCACACAUACAUUUCACAUACUUAAUAUUUUAGGUUGCAUUAUCAAGGAUUACAUAGUAGGCCUAGGAUGGUGAAUGCUUUCUAUAAGAAACCUCUUUAUUGCAUUACGGCGUUGAAGUAUCCUGUUGAGUAGAGGGAGAUGUCUUUAUGUCACUUUUUAAUUUGUCUUUGCAUGGCAGGGUGAUGCAACGUCCUGCCGCAUACCAUAGAUAUGUGUCUUGAAAUGGAUACAUCUUUGUAUAACUUUCACGUAGCUCCCUUAGUACUCUAUGAGCAUAACAUAUGGAUUACACUGUGUUCAAACUCUGCCUUAAUUAUAUAACUGGUAUUAUAGCAUUUUAUAAUUAUUAGUCUUUGUGAUGCAGCGUUUUCCUGUGUUCAGUAUGCAUGCUAAAGAGGUGAUGGCGUAGUUGAGGGCAUGGUGACCUUUGACCACAAGACCUGUGUGAAGUGUUUUAAACUAGGCUUUGUAUAAUGUAUUGCAAUGGGCAUCAGAGUGUUAGUAUUCACAGCACUCAACAAUUUAUUGUGUGAAGUACGCAGAAUGGCAUACUUCAUAAAGACUGUCCAAAUUAUAAAAGCUAAGUUAUUGAAAAGUUCCUGCACUGUUUAAAGUAGAAUGCAAUUUGAUCUAUGUUUAUCAUAAUCUGUUUUGUACAAUGAAAAGCAUCUCCAAAUGUAUAAUUUUUUUGUAUUGCUACCUUUAUUUAAAGUGUCUUUAGCACCUUGAAAACUACUUAAAAAUAAACUGCACUGAUAUUU